AGGAAAUUUUAGAUUUAAUCAUCAAAAUGAAUGAAGAAGCUAUUAUUGGUAAACCAGAGGGUUACCUGAUGAAAAUAGUUUGGACAAUCCAGAAAAACAAAAGAAUGAUUCCAAUCCGCCUACUAUUCCUGAACAGAAAACAAUUGAAAGCGAAAAAAAGUUAGAGCUUCCAGGAAAUUGUUACUGUGGCAAAGACAGAAAUUUGAAUCUUAUUGAGCUAUUAUGUGCAAACUGUAAUCGAUGGUACCAUGAAUCUUGUAUUGGCCAUCGGUUGGGAAAAUUAGUACCAUUUAUGUCUAAUUAUAUUUUUCUUUGCAAAAAUUGUUCUCCGACAGGGCUAGAAAGCUUUAAAAAGAGUCAAGCACAAACCCAGCAAAUGUGCGUGACAGCAGUGGCGAAUCUUCAACACAACAGUUUUAGAGAAGGUACAAAUAGACUCUUAUUCAACAAAGAAAAAGAAAUUAUUCCAUACAUUGACCACCAUUGGGAGGCAUUGACGACAACUUCACGAAGAGUCACACAAAGUUGGCAUCUAACAGUAACCAAGGCACUGAUUAAAGACAUCCAUAUUCUCUUUCUUUUUGAAGACAGCCCUGCUGGGAACAUGUAUGGUUUAAUGAAUACAGAUUUAACUCAGAUUAAGCCUAAUUAUGAAGCUAUGAUUAAAGGUGGGAUGUUGAAGGUUACUGAUAUGGGCAUUCAGCACAUUUCACUGUCAGGCGGUGUUAAGUCUAGAAAUACGAAGCGGAAAUUUACGGGAGAUGUAGGAGCACAAGGUAAAAAAGGCCGUGGAGUCGACUUGGGAACGCCCAAGUUACCCGCCCAUGGUUAUCCUCUGGAUCAUCCCUUUAAUAAAGAUGGCUAUCGAUACCUGUUGGCGGAACCUGAUCCACAUGCACCUUUUAGACAGGCAUUCGAUGAAAGCUCAGAUUGGGCUGGUAAACCCAUACCAGGAUGGUUGUAUCGAACAUCAAUAGCCAACACAGUAUUGUUAGCACUACACGACAGAGCUCCCCAGUUAAAAAUAUCCGAAGAUCGCAUAGCAGUAACAGGAGAGAAAGGAUACUCUACAGUAAGAGCCACUCACUUUGUGACACAAGGUGUCUGGUACUGGGAAGCAACCAUCGAGGAAAUGCCCGAAGGAUCGGCUACGCGGAUGGGCUGGGGACAAGAUUAUGCCAAUUUGCAAGCUCCCGUGGGAUACGAUACAUUUGGAUAUUCAUGGAGAUCACUGAAAGGAACACGUUUCCAUGAAGCCCUUGGAAAAUCCUAUAGUUCGGGAUAUGGAGAAGGUGACACAUUAGGAUUUAUGAUUGUUUUGCCUGUGAAUAGUACAACCAAAUUAAUUCCAAAUACAUACAAGGAUCGUCCUUUGGUAAAAUUCAAAAGUCAUUUAUAUUACGAAGACAAAGACAACGUUCAAGAACGAUUAAAAUCUCUGGUUCCUUUGCCAAAAAGUCAAAUUAUCUUCUUUAAGAAUGGAGAAUGCCAAGGAGUUGCCUACCAGGACAUACACCAGGGUUCUUAUUAUCCAACUCUUUCUUUGUAUAAGAAUAUAACUGUUUCCGUUAAUUUCGGACCCAGUUUUAAGUAUCCUCCUCCUAUUGAGCAAUACAAUUAUAAACCGGUAUCAGAUCGAGGAGAAGAAGCUAUAAGUGACCAAGCGUUAGCCGAUCUUGUAUAUUUAAUAGAAAAUGAGGGAAAACUAAGACUAGACAGUUUUGUACUGUGAUAGACUUUUUUUCUAAUCGUAUCGUGUAAAUUAAUUUAGUUGUACAAACUAAAAACAAAUAUUUUAUAUACUUAAUAAAAUUAUGUCUGAAUGAAAUUUCGAGGCACACUAAACGCAAAACAAAGCUCAUUGCACGUGAGAUGGUCAUAUAAGGAAUUUUAUAUAUAAACAUCAAAGUACAAUUCUCAGUUUCAGUAAAACUUAUAAAAGUUAAAGUCUUACUUGACACAAAGUCAUUAAAACUUCAAGUAUAAUUCCCACUGCAGAAAUACUGCUCUAGUUUCAAGAAUGUCGAAGUCAUGUUGUCAAUUUUGAAAGGGUAUUUACACUAACUAGUACAAUAAAUGAAGGUAAAAAUCAACUAUUACCUCCGAUUUCGGUGAACCUCAAUCGAUUUGCAUGAAAAUUUGGGAUUGGAUAUAUUUUACCCUCAACUUCAAAAGUGAC
This is a messenger RNA of Diabrotica balteata, 2179 nucleotides long. Lineage: Eukaryota; Metazoa; Arthropoda; Insecta; Coleoptera; Chrysomelidae. The record is from the annotation of a GenBank genome assembly.